AUGGUGUCCAAGAAACCCUCGUCCUCGUCGUCUCGAGCAGCGGCGCCUACAGCAUCAUCCACGGUUGCCCCGUCGCAGUUGGGUUUGACGAACGGCGAAGAGAUUGCAACCUUCCAGCGACACCAGCAAGUCGCACUGUCUAGAGCAAACAAUAGCAUUGCGCGUACUGCAGCUGCAAACGGAAGGGUGUUGGUAGAUGCGAGUAACUUGAUGCUGCUGGCCAACUAUUUUGACCAUGUCAUGGCUGGUAUACAACAGAGGGCUGAUCUGUUGACUCGUCAAACGCAAGCGUCGGUACAGAGACAGAGCUCGAGAGCAGUCUCCUCUAUUCAGGCCGCAAAUGCAGAGAUCGCUCGGGUUCACAGUCUACUCAGACAAAUCGAUGAGCUCGAGGCAGAGUUCGACAAGAUAAGACGCAUCCGCGACAUCGUAGCGGCUUUCAGAAGUCGGGUAGAGGCCUUAGAGAGGAGAGUAAGAUGA
Molecule: messenger RNA, 480 nt
Organism: Aureobasidium namibiae CBS 147.97
Lineage: Eukaryota; Fungi; Ascomycota; Dothideomycetes; Dothideales; Saccotheciaceae
Exons: 2
Coding region: 1-480 (159 amino acids)
Biological process (GO): endosome organization
Cellular component (GO): BLOC-1 complex
Source: RefSeq, a predicted model, not a curated record